Messenger RNA from Pocillopora meandrina, 2567 nucleotides. The record is from the annotation of a GenBank genome assembly. NCBI's taxonomy places the organism in Eukaryota, Metazoa, Cnidaria, Anthozoa, Scleractinia, Pocilloporidae.
CUUGCAGUUUAUAUUCCAGAUUCUGUAGUCGUGUACCCUAUGGACGGUCCGAGGCGGGGUAAAGACAUCAGCCGAACUAAAAACCCCUCGGCCACUCUAAUGGGCGUAGGCACGGCUCAAGGUCCGGACGGCCGCCGUGAUGGAUCCUUACGUUUCUAUGGCCGACGGAACAGCUACGUCGAAAUUCCUAACACAGGAAAGCUGGACACAAGAUACUCAAUAACUAUUCUCAUCUGGGUGUACCACGCAGGGAUAUCAGGGCCCAUAUUCAAUUACAAUCCACGAGGCUUUGGCGUGCACGUCUGGAUGACAGGGCGGCGCCAACUUUUCGCGCGCUUUGUGCGACGCUCAGGGAAAUUCACGUCACCGAUCACAAGUGGAAGAAUGAAAUACAAGGCGUGGAAUUACGUCGGUGCAAAGUACGAUGGUAGAACAGGCGUGGCGACGCUUUACAUCAACUCAGUACCCGUCGGAAUUAGACGUUUAGGGCGAAUAAAGUUGUCGACAAAUUAUCCCGUGAGACUCGGAGCACGGGAAGGUGACAGGCGCUAUUUCCGAGGACGACUCUUUUGCGCGCAGGUAUACAGUGCUGCACUCAGCCAGAAACAGAUCUUCGCGGCUAAACGGAGAUGCUUUCUACCAGGUUUGUGCUGACCACGUCCUGUUUAAAUGCUUCUAAAUAAUAAAUAACAAAGGUUAUGGUUUGUACAUUGAGCUUUCGUUGAUGACAAUCUGAAUAAGAAAGCUUUAUAUGUAUCCUGGUACACAGGUUUCAAUUUAUGGCACAGCUCAUGUACAUAGGACCUAAAGAUAACUAACUAUGAUCACUAAGGUAUUAACAGAUAGCUCUUCUCUUGCAGUUCCGUCUCCUACUCCUCCUCCUGGUCCUCGUCCAAAACCAGCGCCACGUGGUAGGCCUGUCAUGAUAGAAUAUAUUCAUUAUGCUUAUUUUAACAAUUUUCAAAGUUUAAGAAAACUGAAGAUGAUUUGCAAAUGCUUUUCCCUAAAAUUCUAUUACUUCUCUGUUAGUUUGCAGGCAGCGUAUUGAUCUCGGCUUCCUGGUGGAUGCAUCUCGCGUCAGGUACAGCUCCCGUGUCAUCCUGAGAUUCCUAAAGGACACAGUCAGGUUAUUUGAAGUUUCCAGGCUGAAAGCUAGAAUUGGCAUUGUACAGUACACCUCUAGAGUUAGGCUCCUCUUGGGAUUUAGAAGAAAUUACAAUCCAAGUCAAAUAAGCAGACUGAUUGAUCAGAUCCGACUCAUCGGUCGCACUGGCAGAUACCUUGGAAGAGCCUUGACUUACACAGCUCGCUACCUAUUUAGAGGUAAACCACGCUGCGGGCGAAGAAGGGUUCUUGUUGUUCUGGCAACUGGAGAGUCCCGCGAUGAUGUCACAAGGCCUGCAAGAGGAUUAUUUUCCUCGGGUGUAGAAUUAUACGCUGUUGGUAUUGGAAGAGUGAGGAGACAAUCAUUGCUUCGUGUUGCCACAAUCUCAAGUCAUAUUUUUAGAGUUGGUGCGAGGCAGUUGGUGUCAUUAAGUAGGAUUAUCAAAGAUAAAAUAUGCAGUUCGACAGGUCAGUAGGAUUCUGGUAGUCAAACAAUUUCCGCAUUUUUAGAACUUAGCAAAGCAGGUAGCUAAAUAUUUUACUUUGUCUCAGCAGUGAGAAUGGGUUUUUCGUUAUGUCAUGCAUUGCACAUUCUUUGCUCCGCUGCGUUUCAUCGAGUGUCUGCGAAUAGAAAGUUCAAGAGAUAUGUGUGGCAGAAAUAUGGCCGUCGAAAAUAAUUCAUAAAUACUAUAAUGCUGAGAAACACACGGUAAAAACCCGUUCCACAGUUCUCUCUCAUGGACACUAUUCCUAAUAAAAGUCAGUGCUACUUCUUUUAUAGCCGCGCACAUCAUCGCGCAGAUUUUGAAUAUUUGCAAUCUGUGACGAAGACAAAUUUAUUUUUCGGGGACAGAAAUUUUGUCUAAAAAGUUCCUAAGUUAUUCGAAAUUGUUUGUCUUUACGACUUGUUCCUAACACGUUGUCGCCCCGUGAGUUUCGCCUUUACAACGCUUUUUUUUUAAUUUUUAGUUAUUGUUUCCGGUGGUGCAGUCGGUUUCUAUCCAUUUACAAGCACCUCAAGCGGACGUGACGUCAGUAGGUUCAGGAAUCCAACAGCACAGCUUGUUGGCGUUUCAUUCAUUCAAGGCCCAGAUGGACAUCCGAAGGGAGCUUUAUUUUUCCCAGGGAUGCGAAGACAAAGAGGACGAUUAAGAGGCAGCUAUGCUCUGAUCCCAAACAACGGAUGUCUGGACACUCGUUACUCUAUUACGAUAAUUGCCUGGAUUUACCCGGAGAAGCCCGGUCCCAUUGUGCACUACAAUCCGAAGGGAUGGGGCCUUCACUUGUGGCUCACUCAUCCAAACGAGCUCUACUUACGCUUAAUGCCUAGAAAGGGCUCGCGGCAUAAUGUUAAACCACUGACCACCCAGAGCUUGAAGCCUUACAGUUGGAACUAUAUCAGUGCUACUUAUGACCACCGCACAGGACUUUUAACGCUUUGGCUGAAUGGGCUUCCUGUGUCU